This is a messenger RNA of Cuscuta epithymum, 2203 nucleotides long. Lineage: Eukaryota; Viridiplantae; Streptophyta; Magnoliopsida; Solanales; Convolvulaceae. The record is from the annotation of a GenBank genome assembly.
GUCCUAUCACCUAUGUGGCUAUAAUGUAUCAUCUAUUUGUUUUACUGUAUCAGAAAUUACUCCCAAAAAUUUAGAAGGCUAUGGAAUUGAUAUCUUGAUUUUUAAAAAAGUUCAUAAAAAGUUAGAUGCAUUCAAUUAGGAUUUUAAAAAUUCAAUAACAUAUUAGGUGAACUUUACACUAAUGAUGAACGCCACUUUUCCAUAAAAAACACAAUUAUGAUAAUCUGAUGUGACUUUGUUGGUGAAUACUGUAUACUUUAAUUUAUACUCCCUUCAUUCCGAAAAAUUCUUCUCACUUUGACUUGGAUCAAAGUUUAAUGCAAGUGAAAAAUGGCAUUCCAUGUAUACCCCUAUAAUAAAUAAAGUGGCGGCCGAAAUGGAAGGGGUAAAAGAAAUUACUGCAAGUACAAAAAAGCUAAAUUUGAUGUGAUAGCUGCAAAAGAAGGGAUAAUUCCCUGCAAAAACCCUACUUACAUAAAAACUUCCCUCCAAAAUUUCCCUCCCUUUUUAGCAUCUAUAAAUACACUUUCUAAAAGAAGAAUUUACUACACAUAGCACGCACACACAACGCACUAGACUACACACGGACUACAUGCAAUGUAUGGUAGCCAACAUAAAUGUUGCCCAGUUUCUUCUUCCCCUUCUGCACCUUCCAUAAAUGAAGAUUUGGCUUCAUCUUCAUUAACUGCUUUUGCACCUUCCAUAAAUGAAGAUUUGGCUUCAUCUUCAUUAAUUGCUUCUGCACCUUCCAUAAAUGAAGAUCUGGCUUCAUCUUCAUUAGGCUCUUCUGCAGAUCUGCAAACAACAACAUAACACCCAAGCUCAAAUAUCAAAGCAAAAAGGUUAGGAAACAAGGAAAGAGAGAGCUUAAUAGAUGAAAUGCUGAUCACUUCUAAAAGAGAUUAUUCUGGGGCAUUACUAGCUCAGAGAGGUCUAUUUUCUAAGCUAGCCACUAAAAACUCAGUGACAAGAAGAACUAUUUUCAACAUUUGGAAUACAGCCAAAGAGCAACUUGAAAACGGGGAUGUUGUAGAUGUAAGUACAAAGUGGGUGGGAAACUGAGGCAGAGAAAGAGUCAUGUUUGAUGUUAGUCAUAUUCCAGAAUCCCUCUCCAUAAAAGGACCAACAUAAAUGCACUUGCCUCUGCCUCUUGACUGUCGAAGUCAACCAUUCACAGGCUGGUUAGCAGAGGUAUUCUCAGAAAUCAAACUAAUGUUAUAAAUCCUUUGCUAAGUGACACAAACAGGAUGUCAAGACUGAAUUUCUGAGUUGGUUGAAAGCUCAAGCUUGGGAUUCUAUAGAGGUUGAGUCGGACUCUUUUUAGCAGUCUCGGAAAUUCAAAGUGGCUCAAGCUUGUCGUAUGGUGGAGUGAUUGCGGAUGACAUUAGAGAUAUCAGCUUGGAGUUUAAUAAUAUAUCUUUUUCUUUUGUUCGGCGUUCAGCUAACAAAGUCGCACAUACAUUAGCCAAAGCGGCUUGUUCUUUGUCUGAAAGUCAGAUUUAGCUGUUUACUCCUCCGAGUUGUAUUGUUGACGCUUUAUCUUUUGAUUUGAUUAAUGCUAAUUAAAUUUGUUGGGGCAAAAAAAAACUCCAUCAAAACCAGUUUUUAUAAAUUUUCAUAACUGCAUACACAUAGAUGAAAAAUGGUUUUUCUUGUCCAAAACAUCACAAAGAUACUACAUGGGCCUACAAGAGCACGAUCCACAUAGAGUAUGCAAAUCCAAAAGAUUCAUAACUAAAGUUAUGUCACUAGGAGCAGUUGGUAGGCCUCUAUUUUCAGAAAAUGAUGAUGUUCUUCGGGAUGGAAAAAUUGGUAUUUUCCCAUUUGUUGAGAAAGUGGCAGCUACAAGAAAAGGCAAAAAAAGAAAUGCAGGGAUCAUGGAUACCAAGCCUAUACUUAGCAUUACAAAAGCAAUGUUUAAAGACAUGCUAAUACACACAGUGCUACCUACAAUCAAGGACAAAUGGCCAGAACAAUUAAGCAAGGAAAUCAUUAUCCAAUAGGAUAAUGCAAGGCCACACAUUCUAGAUUCUGAUCCAGAUUUUAUGGUUGCCUCUAAAGCUGGGCAAUCCAGUCUCUAAAAGACCAGAAAGCACCGAAGAAUGUGGAUGAAUUGUUACAGGGAGUUGAUGAGGCAUUCUAUUAGCUUUCACCCAUGACUCUCAACAAGGUGUGGCUUAGCUUUCAAUAUGUGAUGUUAGAG